Molecule: messenger RNA, 864 nt
Organism: Anopheles marshallii
Lineage: Eukaryota; Metazoa; Arthropoda; Insecta; Diptera; Culicidae
Product: tetraspanin-9
Exons: 6
Coding region: 1-864 (287 amino acids)
Cellular component (GO): membrane
Source: RefSeq, a predicted model, not a curated record
AUGGGCAGUACUGGUUACACGUGCAUAAGGCGGACAUUUUGUUCCUUCAACAUCCUCAUAUGGCUUUGCGGUAGCGGAUUCCUCGCGAUAGGCGUGUGGCUGCACUUUGCCUAUCCAGGGUAUGCCACACUACUACCCGACCAUGCCGUACUCAGCGCCGACUGUAUGUUCAUAACGGUCGGUGUGAUCAGCUUCGUGAUCGCGUUCUUCGGUUGCUGUGGGUCUUGGUUCCAGUCAAGAUGUUUCCUGGUUAUUUACUUUACACUGGUGGUACUAUUGUUCCUCAGUGAGUUCUUGCUGGGUUCGUUGGCGUUUGUGUUCCGAGGCGGCAUUGGACGUAUGUUGACACAGGAGCUAAAGUAUGGCAUCGAGAAGCACUACAAUGUGUCGGACCGCGGAGGUUUCCUAACUCCUUCCGUUGCUUCUAUUUGGGAUAAUCUUCAGGUGGAUCUGCAAUGCUGUGGAGUAUCAUCGUAUGAGGAUUGGUACGAUAUCAGUGCAUGGUCCGGUGAGCGAUGGGUACCACAGUCCUGCUGUCGCUCUCAGUAUGGAUCAAUGUUUUCGGAAGGAUCUGGCGAUGAGCUAGCAAACGUCGACUGUCGAAAAGCUGGAAAUCCUGCACUCCUAUGGGAUAAGAGCUGCGGUCAGAUUCUUCAGAUGUGGUUCGUACAGCGACUUCACAUAGUGGGCACGGUUGUAUUAGUAAUAGGCUUCCUUCAGUUGUUCGGUCUGAUAUCAUCCAUGCUACUGUUCUGUACCGUCAAACACAAACGUUCCUCGAAAACGUACAAAUCCUACUCACCUACCGUGGACACCACGCUCAACCGCAAUGGCACUAGCCCCACGUACAUGGACAUGGACUGA